CUCGAAAAUUCACAAAGUGACACUAGCAUGGCUACACAGUUAGUGAAUAUUCCAUCUUUCAUCUCUAACACCGGUGUUAAACUUUUUAAGAAACAUGUCAUCAAAUAUAUCAUCCAGUUCCGAUACAAUCUCUGCAGAUUGUGAAAGCACCACAGAUUCAGAAAUUGUUGAAUGUUACUUUGAAUACGUUGAUGGUGUGCCAGUGCGAGCACAAAGGUUACCUUCAAAACACAAUAAGCAACAUCCUAAAUCAUUGUUGCUUGUAAAUGAUACUAAUAAAAUAGCUGAACCAGAUGAUGGUGGAAAGAAAGAAACUGCUCGACUCCAAAAUAACCUCCAGGAUAAGAUUGAUGAGAAAUCGGAAGGUUCUAAGGAACUUCGUAAAUUUGUAACAGAACAGGUUAAAGAGGUUGCUAUUUCCUUCAAACAGAAGGAAAUUAAAAAUGAUUCAGGAAGUAUCGAAGGUGAUAUUUCUAAUGAGCCCUCCACUUCAUCAUUUAUUGAAAAUUAUUCAACGAGUUCACAAAAUAAACAGAAACAGAAGCGUGGAAGGAAACCAAAAAAUCUUUUAUGUGAUGAUAAACAAAGUGAAGCAAUUACAGAUUAUAAUGAGGUUGAAGCCUGCAAUUUAAUGAUGCUUGCCAAUGUGGCGCUUAUGAAAGUAGAUGAAGAUGAAAAGAAAAAUCAAGAGCUAAAGAAAAUUCCUAUUUUUAAGCAGGAAGUUAAACGGAAACGACGCAAAAUCAAGGACAUUAUAAAAGUAGAACCAGGUGAUACCGAAAUCCACAAAGAAAUUUCACAAAAGGAACUUGAUGAACCGCUUUAUUGCCUUUGUAAUCGCAUUAGUUUUGGCGCAAUGGUUGAAUGUGAAAAUGAAAGUUGUUCAAUAGAAUGGUUUCAUUUCGCAUGUGUUGGCAUAAAAAAGCCACCGAAGGGAAGAUGGUUCUGCCCAAAAUGUCGAGGAAAGAAAUCGAACGCUUUAAAAAAGGAACUUCUUGCUUAAAAAGUCUUAUUUUCAGUAGAGGAAAUUAAUUUCAUUAUUCGAAGAAAAAGGUGCAAAGAAGAAAAAGAACAGAUCAAACUUUUACUUUAAUUUAGUUAAUUAUAAAAACUAUAUCAUUCUGCUUUUAAUACUCAUCACAACAUAAUUUUAUACAAGAAAUGUUCUUUUACAAUUAUUAGAUAUUCCUUUUCUCACUUUUAUAAAGACAUCAAAACUUCCUAUAUGAGAAUUCUAAAUAAAUGUUUAAGUUAAUUUUGAAUAAAAAUUAAUUGUUUCUUAAUU
Clunio marinus is the source of this 1285-nucleotide messenger RNA. The record is from the annotation of a GenBank genome assembly. Lineage: Eukaryota; Metazoa; Arthropoda; Insecta; Diptera; Chironomidae.